CCGCUAAUCGGUCCUGCGUUUAGACAUCUGACGACUGUCUUGUCGUGUGAUCUCUUUGUUUACAUACAACACGACUCUUUGUGUUUCUAAGCAAGCAAUGGAUUUGCAACUCUUUGUUCUUGUGUAGUUACCCAUAGUGUCAAUGGUAGAAAUGGCUGUCGACAAUCAGUCAGACUCACAAGAAACCAACUCGACUUCACUGAUAGAAGACGCAUUAAACAUCAGCUUCGAAAAUGUCAGUUAUAAGGUUCGACAUGGUUUCUUUGCUGGAGGACAAAAGACAAUUCUUAACGAGCUCAGUGGACAAUUCAACGCAGGAGAACUAAGUGUUAUCGUAGGUCAGUCAGGGGCAGGAAAGAGCUCUCUAAUGGAUAUCUUAGCUGGAUACACAAAACAUACAAGCGGUAGAAUUUGCGUAAAUGGCAGAACUCGCGAUGUUAAAAUGUUUCGAAGACGAUCAUGCUACAUACUGCAAGACGACAAAGUCCAUGACAUGCUCACUGUCCACGAAUCCCUGAAGGUUGCAGCGGAACUAAAAUUAGGAAACCAUGUCAGCAAACAACAGAAACAACAACGGAUCGAAGAAAUUAUAACAUCAUUAGGUUUAAGUCAAGCAAGGGAUACGAGAGCGGGCAACUUAUCGGGGGGUCAAAAGAAGAGACUAGCCAUUGGGCUAGAACUAGUCAAUGAUCCACCUGUCAUGUUCCUCGAUGAACCUACGAGUGGUUUAGAUUGCUCAAUAUCAAAGCAACUGAUAUACCUGCUUCACCUGCUAGCAAGGCAAGGAAGAACGGUAGUGAUCAGUAUGCACCAACCAUCCACAAUGCUUCUCCACAUGGUUGACAGGUUAUAUGCGGUGGUAGCAGGGAGAUGCGCGUAUAUGGGCUCCGUAUCGAGCCUGUUACCCUACUUGAGCGAAAUGAACCUCAUUUGUCCUCCAUACCAUAAUCCAGUUGACUUUUUUAUAGAAAUAUGUUCGGAGAAUGAAAACCGUUUAGUUGAAUGUGCACAUAAUGGAAAAAAUAAGGAAUGGACACAAAAUACUCUUGCCACCGAUAGAAAAUUAUUGGAAUAUAAAGAAUAUAUACGUGAAGAGGUGUACCUGUCAACGCUGCCUGCACCAAAAGAAGAUCCUACUAGUAAAAUCCUUUUAGUUCUAAAAAGUACAUAUCCAACAAACUCAUGGAAACAAUUUUCUGUUUUGACAAGAAGAUCUCUUUUGUCCAUUUGGCGUAAUCCGUCCUUCACGAUAAUGAUUACUGGCAUACAUUGCACAAUGGCCUUGUUUGUUGGCUGUCUCUUCUUCAAUAUCGGUGGAGAAGCAAAACACGUGAGAGACAACUACAACUUCCUCUACUAUAGUCUUAUGUUUUUAAUGUUCACGGCAUUCAGUGCAACCUCCAUCCGUUUUCCAGAACAGAUACCUGUUAUACGAAGAGAACAUUUUAACCGAUGGUACAACACUGGAGCGUAUUACUUUUCAACACUGGUGGCAGCAAUACCGACGCAGACCGUUUGCACGCUCUCCUUUACCUUAAUUACGUACUGGUUGACCGGACAACCCAUAGAUUAUAAACGAUUCAUAUUAUACUGUUCUACACUUUUAUUGGUCUCGUACGUCUCUCUGUGCGUUGGUCUUUUCAAUGGAUCAAUGUUUACAAAUGGCGUCAUCUUCGGACCAUUUUUCAUUAUGCCGUUCACCAUAUUCUCUGGAUUUUUCCUUCGAUACGACGACGCACCAUUUUUUAUCCAAUGGCUUUUUCAGCUAUCAUUCCUUAAACACGGACUUAUCGGUUUAGUUAUAGCCAUUUUCGGUAUGGAUCGUCCGAAACUCCCAUGCACAGAGUUAUAUUGUCAUUACACACGCCCAGUACAAUUCAUCAAAGACAAUGGAAUGUUGGGUGAACAGUAUUCAGUAGCUAUGAUCGCUCUUUGCACUAUCGGGUUCGCGUUCAUUGCCGUUGCUUACAUUGUAUUGAAAGUAAGAUUAAAACGUAAAUGGUAAAGCUUAGUUUUAAUAACAAUAGGAAAAACAUUCCGGCGUAAUUUAAGCUUGGCUGUGAUUAGAGGUGAAAUGUAUAGUAAAUGUGGCUACAUGAUGAGCUAUCUUACUUUUAAUGUAUUUUUAACUGAGACAAUGAAUCGAAAAUAGAAAUAAUGUUGUAUAGCUAAAGUAUAUCUUUAUGUUAUCAAAGAACAAAUGCCAAAUAAAAAAUAACUAAACGCAA
Messenger RNA from Melitaea cinxia (Glanville fritillary), 2228 nucleotides. RefSeq names its product ATP-binding cassette sub-family G member 1-like. The transcript has 10 exons. Gene Ontology annotation, cellular component: plasma membrane. Lineage: Eukaryota; Metazoa; Arthropoda; Insecta; Lepidoptera; Nymphalidae. The coding region runs from base 143 to 2005 and encodes 620 amino acids. Gene Ontology annotation, molecular function: ATP binding; ABC-type transporter activity; ATP hydrolysis activity. The record is from RefSeq and is a predicted model, not a curated record.